Molecule: messenger RNA, 3145 nt
Organism: Lymnaea stagnalis (great pond snail)
Lineage: Eukaryota; Metazoa; Mollusca; Gastropoda; Lymnaeidae
Source: the annotation of a GenBank genome assembly
AUGGCCAGGAGAGAUGGCAUCUGUGGACCACUCCACUUCUUUGACAUACAGAACUUGUUAGAUGUAAGAAUUUUAUGCGUGCCCAGACUAGGUCAAAAGUUUCCAAAACAUGAAAUAGAUGUGAUGCUUUCCUUUUAACCCUUUGAACCUGAGAUCCCGCUUUAGCGGUGCGUAUGUUAAAAAAUCUAUAACCCACCAGACAGAUAUUUCGGUCUCCCCUGCCUUAGCCUAGCUCAAGAGUCUGUAAUAUAAAAAUAUGUUGUAAAUACAGAAGUUAAAGUUUAACAUGCGACCUAUGAAAGGUCACAGUAAUGGCAGUGCCCUUGGAUUCAUUGUUUCUGUUGUGUCUGAGUAAUGUUUUUCUAUGUAUGGAGGUGAGGAAAAUGCACAAAAAUGCUAUUCUAAAGGAUUGAAAACACAUCAGGUUUUUUGUUUUAUAAUUUAAACAAUUGAAAAGAUUAUUGUUGUGUUUUGAAAAAAAGGAUUUUAAUAAAAGCAAUUAGACAUUGAUAGUGAUGAUCGAUGUGCUAGUGGUGGAAUGUGUAGACAAUGAUAGUGAUGAUCGCUGUGCUAGUGGUGCAACGUGUAGACAAUGAUAGUGAUGAUCAGUGUGCUAGUGGUGGAACGUAUAGACAAUGAUAGUGAUGAUCAGUGUGCUAGUGGUGGAACGUAUAGACAAUGAUAGUGAUGAUCAGUGUGCUAGUGGUGCAACGUGUAGACAAUGAUAGUGAUGAUCAGUGUGCUAGUGGUGGAACGUAUAGACAAUGAUAGUGAUGAUCAGUGUGCUAGUGUUUGAACAUGUAGACACUUAUAGUAACGAUGAACGUGCUUAGUAGGGGAAUGUGUGCUUUGGGAAAUUAUGUUGAUCCCUAGUCCUUGCUUUGGUUUGUAUGAAAAUCAAGGGUGUGAGACUGGCUUCUGUGCCAUUCUACAGGGAUUCUAAAACAAUUUUCUCCAUGUGACACAUUUGAUAACUGUAAAGGUCUGUUAACAGACAAAUUUAGAUUAACAUAAAUACAUAAUCAUGGAAUUCUUUUUGCUUGUGUGACUGUGAUAAUUUUACCUAGUAGCCCCUUGGCUUUGGUGUUGUAGGACCAGGAGCCAAGGGUUCAAAGAGGUAUUUGGAGCUGACUUGUUUUGGCUGAGCUCCACUCUGGGAAAAAUUUUUGUCAGCUCCGCUCUUUUGUCAGCUCCGCUCUAAGCUCGAAUUAAGGAGUUAUUAAAGGGUUGUUAAGGGGUGGUUAAAGGUGGGAGCUAAGAGCUUAAAAGAAAUGUGUUUAUUUCUGUCUUUUACCCAUCUUUUUUACUAAACAUGUGAAAUGCAUGUACCAGCAACUUAGCUGAUAUAAGAGUGAGGCAGCAUAGCUGGUAUAACAGAGGGGCAACAUAGCUGUAGUAGAGUGGGGGAAGAUAGCUUUAGAAGAGUGGGGUACAACUUAUCAAAAUUUAAUAAAAAUUAUUUUAUUAAAAUUUUAGAGCUUGGAACAGUAUGAAAUUUUUACCAGCUCCAGGCAAAAAAUAUCCUUUUCCAGAGCUCUGCUCCAAAUCCCUGCUCCAGAGCUCUGCUCCAAAUCCCUGCUCCAGAGUUCUACUCUAAAUCCCUGGUCCAGAUUUCUGCUCUAAAUCCCUGGUCCAGAGUUCUGCUCUAAAUCCCUGGUCCAGAGUUCUGCUCUAAAUCCCUGGUCCAGAGUUCUGCUCUAAAUCCCUGGUCCAGAGUUCUACUCUAAAUCCCUGGUCCAGAGUUCUACUCUAAAUCCCUGGUCCAGAGUUCUGCUCUAAAUCCCUGGUCCAGAGUUCUGCUCUAAAUCCCUGCUCCAGAGUUCUACUCUAAAUCCCUGGUCCAGAUUUCUGCUCUAAAUCCCUGGUCCAGAGUUCUGCUCUAAAUCCCUGGUCCAGAGUUCUGCUCUAAAUCCCUGGUCCAGAGUUCUGCUCUAAAUCCCUGGUCCAGAGUUCUGCUCUAAAUCCCUGGUCCAGAGUUCUGCUCUAAAUCCCUGGUCCAGAGUUCUGCUCUAAAUCCCUGGUCCAGAGUUCUGCUCUAAAUCCCUGGUCCAGAGUUCUGCUCUAAAUCCCUGGUCCAGAGUUCUGCUCUAAAUCCCUGGUCCAGAGUUCUGCUCUAAAUCCCUGGUCCAGAGUUCUGCUCUAAAUCCCUGGUCCAGAGUUCUGCUCUAAAUCCCUGGUCCAGAGCUCUGCUCCUAAUCCCUAGUGCAAAGGGUAAAAAUAAAAAGUUAUAAUCCAUUAAUUGAUUUUUUUUGUGUGCAAGAAUUAAAACUAAGUGAAGUAUAAUUGCUGUUAAGAAUAAAAUACAUUUCUGUGUUUAGUAUUAUAAUUUUAAAUCUUAGUUGAAUGAUUUCUGUAUUUCCUUAAAUUGGAUGGGUCAUUGUUGCUGCGCAAAGAGCUUGAUAAUGUCAUACAAAUUUUAGGCUGCAAGUAACAGUGGGGAAUUUUUUUUUAGUAAGUUCAAGAAAUAAUAUUUGCAUGAUCUCAAGUUAAAAAUCUUUAUCGUUGCAUUACAUUUAGGCAAUACUAAAAAUUGACUUGCCAGUUUAAAAAAAAUAUUGUUAAUGUUUCAGGCUGCCUGUAUCGAAAUGUAAAAUUAUAGAAAGAAUCGACUGUGGAACUCUUGUCUUUGUGUGAUAACUUAAAUGGCAGGAAUAAAAUUAAAAUUAGUAUCUUUAAAAUUUCAUUUAUAUUUUAUUGUAACUCAUGAAUAGGCCAUCAGCCUGCCAGGCAUACGGAAGUGGCCAGGACCGGGAUUCACUUUCUUCACUUUAGUGUGUCUUGACACUAAUCCAAGUCUUGACGCCUUUGGCCAGUUAGGAUCACCUUUGUCUUUCAGGCGAAUUCUCUACUGGUAAGUGGUGAUUUAUCAAAAAUCACUUGCUCAUAUCUUAAUAAAAUUAAACAAGAAAAAUUGGCAGUUAUUAUGUUGUUAAGUUAAAAUGCUACACAUUUUAUAAUCCUGUUGUUGCUUUUUUUUUUUUUUAAAUAAGUGCUCUACCCCCAUUCCCCUUUCGUACUUAAAAAAAACAAAUACUUAUUUUUACAAUAAAGCUAAUACAAGGACAGUAACUGUUGUUUCCUUUUCAGUUUCAGCGGCAGCAGUGGCAGUGGGUUUGAGGCUUUUGUAACUCCUUCCCACCACCUG